ACUUGUAUAAGAGUCCGCCACUUCCUCAUUUCCUUCAUCCACUCCAAAAACAUCACACAUUUUCCCUGACCACAUGGCCCUUGUCCGUGAACGCCGACAGAUUAACCUCCGUCUCCCCGAACUCUCAGACUGCCGCCCACGCUUCCCUUUACCCCCCACCACCACCACCACCACCACCACCACCAGCAACAACUCCUCUAACAUAUCGUGCAAUGAUAUUGAGAAAAUACAUGUGCUAGGCCAUGGUAAUGGUGGCACGGUCUAUAAAGUACGGCAUAAGAGGAAUUCGCAAAUUUAUGCACUUAAAGUUGUGCAUGGAGAUAGUGACCCACUAGUCCGCCGCCAGAUCUACAGAGAAAUCGAGAUCCUGCGCCGUACAGAUUCUCCCUAUAUUGUUCAGUGCCAUGGAAGUUAUGAAAAACCAUCUGGGGACAUCGGGAUUGUGAUGGAAUACAUGGAAUUGGGGACACUUGAUUCAAUUCUGCAAAAAUAUGGUGCGUUUGAUGAGUCCAAGCUGUCACAUGUGGCGCGGCAGGUUCUGCAUGGUCUUAGUUAUUUACAUGGCCAGAAGAUCAUUCAUAGAGACAUCAAGCCUUCGAAUUUGCUGGUUAACAAGGACAUGGAAGUGAAGAUUGCUGAUUUUGGUGUUAGUAAAAUCAUGCAACGCACGCUAGAUGCUUGUAAUUCCUAUGUUGGUACCUGUGCUUACAUGAGUCCUGAGAGGUUUGAUCCUGAUACCUAUGGUGUGAAUUACGAUGGUUAUGCCGGUGAUAUUUGGAGCUUGGGACUUACUCUGAUGGAACUUUAUCUGGGUCAUUUUCCAUUUCUUCCACCGGGUCAAAGACCCGAUUGGGCUACUCUUAUGUGUGCUAUUUGUUUCGGCGAUCCGCCGAGCUUGCCGGAGGGAGCAUCUGAGGAGUUCCGGGACUUCAUUCAGUGUUGCUUGCAGAAGGAGUCUAGUAAGAGGUGGACGACAUCUCAACUAUUGUCUCACCCUUUUGUAUGCAAAGAUCCAAGAUCCGAUUUAGUGGACUUGUGAUUUGACCCGAAUGCCCAGUUAACUUUUUGGGCUGGGAACAUAUUUUUGGAAUUUUCUUUCAUUUGUACAUUCUCUUUAUCCGAAGCUUUUGUAGCUUUUGUUCAUUCAAGCAGUGAAACUGCUCUUGAAAUGAGAGGAUUUUUUUUUA
Messenger RNA from Populus nigra (black poplar), 1187 nucleotides. RefSeq names its product mitogen-activated protein kinase kinase 9-like. The coding region runs from base 74 to 1039 and encodes 321 amino acids. The record is from RefSeq and is a predicted model, not a curated record. Gene Ontology annotation, biological process: protein phosphorylation. The transcript has a single exon. Gene Ontology annotation, molecular function: ATP binding; protein serine/threonine kinase activity. Gene Ontology annotation, cellular component: cytoplasm. Lineage: Eukaryota; Viridiplantae; Streptophyta; Magnoliopsida; Malpighiales; Salicaceae.